Gregarina niphandrodes is the source of this 606-nucleotide messenger RNA. RefSeq names its product 60S ribosomal protein L13a. NCBI's taxonomy places the organism in Eukaryota, Apicomplexa, Conoidasida, Eugregarinorida, Gregarinidae. Gene Ontology annotation, cellular component: cytosolic large ribosomal subunit; ribosome. Gene Ontology annotation, biological process: translation; negative regulation of translation. The record is from RefSeq and is a predicted model, not a curated record. Gene Ontology annotation, molecular function: mRNA binding; structural constituent of ribosome. Bases 1 to 606 code for a protein of 201 amino acids. The transcript is spliced from 2 exons.
AUGGCAGGGAAGCAGAUUGUGAUUGACGGUAAAAGUCACCUCGUGGGUCGGCUGGCUGCGACGAUUGCGAAGCAGGCGUUGGCCGGCGCGGAGAUUACGGUGGUGCGUUGCGAGGAGUUGCACAUUUCGGGUCCGUUGUACCGGAACCGGCGGAAGUUUAUGGAGUUCAUGAACCUGCGUUCGAACUCUAACCCGCGCAAGCACUCGCACAUCCACUACCGUUCGCCAGCGUUGAUGUUCAAGCGCGUGUGCCGUGGCAUGUUGCCCCAUAAAACCGCGCGUGGCACCAGUGCUCUUGCCCGCAUUCAUACCUUCGAAGGCUGCCCCACCAAGCUCGAGAAGGCCAAGAAGGUCUGCGUGCCCGAUGCCCUCAAGAACAUCCGCAUCAUGAACACCAUGCCCACCACUCGCCUUGGCGACCUCGCCACCUCUGUCGGCUGGCGCUACGCCUCUAACGUCGAACACCUCGAAACCAAACGUAAGGCAGCCGGCGAAACUUACUGGGUCAAGAAACAGGAAACCCAGGCUGAGUUCCGCGCUAAACGCGAGGCCGUCGUCAACAACGCCCCCCAGGACAUCAAGGACGCACUCGCCCUACUCGAGUAA